Messenger RNA from Conger conger (European conger), 3208 nucleotides. It is a transcript of the gene nt5dc1, whose product is annotated as 5'-nucleotidase domain containing 1. NCBI's taxonomy places the organism in Eukaryota, Metazoa, Chordata, Actinopteri, Anguilliformes, Congridae. Bases 291 to 1670 code for a protein of 459 amino acids. The record is from RefSeq and is a predicted model, not a curated record. The transcript has 12 exons. Gene Ontology annotation, molecular function: 5'-nucleotidase activity.
UAUGUCAAAGGCCUGCAAGAUAGACAUCUAAAUAUAUGUCUAUCGGUAAUACAAAGUAGCAGCUAAAUUUUAGCCUGAACAUUUCAAGUGAAAACGAACUCAGACGUGCUAUUGUAACGGUGCUUCGCUGUGUAUGUAGAGCCACCCCACGUGUUGCCGUACAGACGAAUGUAUUGGAGGCUGCGGGUACCCUGAUUGUAGCAGUCUCUGUGACAUUGUCACAUACAGGUCCUUCCACGGCGUGCAAGUUCAGAUACCUAACGUGUUAAUUUCGCCGCUAACCUGACACAAUGAGCGAGCACUUCUCUCUGUCAGACUGUGAUGUUAUUGGUUUUGAUUUGGACCACACUCUCUGUCGCUAUCAUUUAAAGGAAACCUCCAGGCUGAUCUAUGAGAGUUUUGCCAGGUAUUUUGUGGAACACAAGAACUAUGACAAGGACCUGCUGACUUUGACUCCUGCCUCUUGGGAUUUCUGUUUUAAGGGCUUGGUGGUGGACCUGGAAGAUGGAAACUUGAUCAAACUGGCUGAAGAUGGAACUGUUCUAAGAGCAACCCAUGGGACCAAUGAACUCAGCACAGAAGACAUUUUUAAACAUUAUGGCCCAAAGAGGGAGUGGAAGCAUUUUGAUAGCCUCAAUACCUCAUACACAAGAUCAGUAAAAUAUUAUUUUUAUGACAACUAUUUUGACCUACCUGGAGCUCUUCUCUGUGCGAGGAUUGUGGAUAUGCUGCACAAGCGUGGAAGUGAGGUGACCUCAGAUAUUUGGAAAGACAUGCUUGCUGCCAUAGAUCACAAUUACAAUACAUCAGCAUUUAAAGACGACACGGGCACGUACUUCCCGAGCGUGAAGCAGGACCCGGGCCGGUACCUGCAGCCCUGCUCCGAUUCGGUCAAGGCCUGGCUGAGGAGCAUGAAGAGUGCCGGGAAGGUGCUCCUCCUCAUCACCAGCUCCCACAGCGACUACUGCAGGCUGGUGUGUGAGCACAUCCUGGGGAAGGACUUUGAGGAGCUGUUUGACGUCAUUAUCACCAAUGCCUUGAAGCCUGGGUUCUUCUCCCUGGUUCCCCAGCAGAGGCCAUUCCGGACCCUAGUUAAUGAUGUGGAGGAGAGUGAGGGGCUGCCAUCCCUGGACAAGCCUGGCUGGUACUCUCAGGGGAACUGGCCCCACCUUCAUGAGCUGCUCAAGUCCAUGACUGGAAAGGCCGAGCCAAAGGUGGUGUACUUCGGAGACAGCAUGCGCUCUGACAUGUUCCCAGCCAGCCGAUUCGGAAAGUGGGAGACGGUGAUGAUCGUGGAGGAGCUGGAGGGAGAGGGGGUGCCGGGGGGCAGCCAGGCGAAGAGUCGUGACGUGCGAGCAGAGCCCGUUGAAAAGAGGGGAAAGUUUGAAGACCAGGGAAUGAAAGCACCCUCCGCUGCCUCGGAGCAGUGGGGCUCCUACUUCACGGACGUGUGCAGGAGCGGGGGAGGGGUGGAGGACGCCCCAAAGCUCACCUGGUGCAGCCACAGCAUCCACACCUUCAGCACUAUGGCCAUCCCCAGUGUGGAGAGCAUCGCAGACCUCCCACUGGACUAUAAAUUCCCCCGAUUCUCUCCGGACAAACCCUGCACCACCGGCUACUACCCGAGACCCCCAGACUCCCUACUGAAGAGGUGUGAGGGCCUUCCAUGAGGGUUAGGGCAUGCCCUCAAUGACCUACAGGAGGUGGUGACCAAGGCCCCAUCUUGCCUGUUGUCUUUCACAUAAAUCCCUCCAUUUCUAGAGCACAGGAAAUCAUGCACACCUUAAUAUAAACCAUCUGAAUGUAUUACACAGUGCGGUGUCACUCUUUACCAUUCGAUUAUUUUUGCUGGAUGAGUUACUAUACGUGUGAAAAUGUGACCUCCUCGUGUGUGUUUGCAGAUGUUAAACAGAGCAUUGUUGUUUCUUUCCAAGGGAAAAGCAGGACAGCAUUUGAGUUAUGUAUGUUAUUAGAAUGACUUGAGUAUUAUAAGGUGAAGAAAUAUCAAAGCUUCAUGUUUUGCUUGAUAUUGUACCUCAAAAUUUGAAUUUGCAUGUAUGUCCCAACUAAAUACUGUAAAUGAAAAAAAAAAAAAAUCCAAAGUUAUAUUUAAAUUGCAUGCUUACCUUUCUUUUGUAUGUUAUUUGGUUUCAUUUUAAAUUGAAUUGAAAUACGGUUACUUGAAAAUGUUCAAUACCACAUAAUUGCAUUGCCUAUUUUCUCUGUUUUCUCAUUCCACAAAAUAGUUGCCUUUUAGGAGCAUAUUUUGCCUAGCUGGAGUGGAUUGUAUCAUAAUAACUGUAAUUUUAGUCAUCCAUGUCCCUGUUGCUUUCCAUGUUGCAGAGAAUUCAAUCAAAUAUAAGUUUUUGUUGUUUUAUUACAUUAUAAUCCAAUGUAAUUAUCUUUUGCUUUUAACUUGCAAGUUUCUUAGCCCAUGUUGUUCAUUUUCUUGCACUAAAUACUUCAUUAACAUCAGCAACCAAUCAAACUAAACAUGUGGCCAAAAUGCCACUCUUACUUAACUUUUUACUCAAAAGUUAUGAUCAGAGUGGUGAGAUGCUUAAAUAUAAAGUCCGAUGGAAAUGUUCAGUGGAAACUUAUUUUAGGGAAAGUAUUAUUAAGGGCAUUGUUUUUAAAGAAACUGCACUGUUUUUAUAUGUGUCGAUUUAUGGUCAGCUCUCUGGAAAACUUAAGGAUGAUUUCUCAUUGUGUGCAAAACAAAAGUAGUUAAUAGCUUCACCCCUGCUUAAUGUAUGUCAUGUUUUGGUGCAGUACAUGUAACUUGUAGUGCUGUCGACUGACUGUGUACAAAUGUGGACGACUUGUUGCUCCAUAUGCGGUAUUCAAUGUGAGAACACGCUUUAACUGACCUCUGAAUGGAUACAUUGUCAUUGUUGGUUCACGUGUAGGCUUAGCUGCUAUGUAUUCUGAAUUACCCUGUUUAAUCUGUGUAAAGUAUAAAACAAUAUGUUAGUAAUGGCUGGUAAUAUGCAACAGCGUGUGUCAUCCAUGAUGUUUCUUUUUGGUUGUGUUUGUGUAUGGGAGUGUUUCAUUCAAAGUAAAGUAAGGUUUUUCCUGUUUUUUUAUUUUUAACACCCAAUUUGCCUUAUGUUUCAUUCUUUGUUGUACAUGUCCUAGAAAGUGCAGGGAAAUUGUUAAAGUUCACCAUCUGUGAAAUAAAAAGACUACAAAUUUGUUACACACAGUC